CGUCAGCAGCGAAAGAAAAAGCAGCAGACGUCAACGCUCGUGUCGGUGUGUCGGUCAGUCGAAAGCAGGAAAAAAGGGGAGAAGAAAAGAACCGCAAGCUGUGCUGGUGAAAAUCCGAAAAAAGUGUCCCUUUUCCGGUGAUUUAGCCUGUGUGAUUUGUGCCUAGCUAGUGCCCUAAACAGCGCUUACAGGGAGAGACCAAAAGCAACAGCCGGCAGUGCGAGAUGGAGCCCUACGAUGUGAUAGUGAACCAACCAGUGGUGAUCGACAAUGGUUCCGGUAUGAUCAAGGCUGGAUUUGCCGGAGAUCACAUUCCAAAGUGUCGGUUUCCAAACUACAUUGGCAGACCGAAGCAUGUCCGGGUCAUGGCCGGUGCCCUCGAGGGAGAUCUUUUUGUAGGACCCAAAGCCGAGGACUACCGUGGCCUGUUGAGCAUCCGUUACCCGAUGGAGCACGGUAUCGUCACCGAUUGGAACGAUAUGGAGAAAAUUUGGACGUACAUCUACAGCAAAGAUGAACUAUCCACAUUUGCCGAGGAACAUCCGGUGCUUCUGACGGAAGCCCCGCUUAAUCCGCGGAAAAAUCGCGAAAAAGCCGCAGAGAUCUUCUUCGAAACGUUGGGAGUGCCGGCGCUGUUCGUAUCGAUGCAGGCCGUCCUCAGUUUAUACGCCACCGGUCGAGUGACCGGUGUCGUGCUGGAUGCUGGCGACGGUGUGACCCAUGCCGUUCCCAUCUACGAAGGUUUUGCCAUGCCGCACAGCAUCAUGCGGGUGGAUAUCGCCGGUCGGGACGUUACCCGAUACCUUAGAACACUGAUCCGGAAGGAAGGUUUCAAUUUCCGCACAACGGCCGAGUUCGAGAUCCUGCGGUCCAUCAAAGAGAAAGUCUGCUACCUGCCGACGGUUCCGCAGAAGGAGGAAACCGUCGACACGGAGAAAGUCAAGUACACACUUCCGGAUGGAAACGUGCUGGAAAUUGGUCCGGCGCGGUAUCGCGCUCCCGAGGUGCUGUUCCGGCCGCACAUGCUCGGCGAAGAAUGCGAAGGUAUUCACGAAGUGCUGAUGUAUUCGAUCCAGAAAUCCGACAUGGAUCUGCGCAAGAUGCUGUAUCAGAACAUUGUCCUCUCGGGAGGUUCGACGCUGUUCAAGGGAUUCGGCGAUCGAUUACUGUCCGAGAUUAGGAAACACGUGGCGAAGGAUAUGAAGAUCAGGAUCGCAGCACCUCAGGAACGAAUCUACUCCACCUGGAUGGGUGGCUCCAUCCUGGCGUCGCUUGACACGUUCAAGAAGAUGUGGGUAUCGAAGCAGGAGUUCGAAGACGACGGGCAGCGAGCAAUCCACCGGAAAACUUUUUAAGCUGGUGGCUGAGGUGUAAUCUAAAAAAAAUACAUAUAGCGAGACAACUUUCAUACAAACAAAAAACUCACACAAACGCAUUCUACCGCACGUACUAGGCUCACACAGUGUCAACCAUCAAGCACACAAACGACAACGCUCAGGCCGGAUGCUCCGAAGGUCAUGAUACUACCUACUAUUCGCUCAGGAAGCGGUGUUAGCACACUGCGAGGUAAGUCAAAUGCUUCUGUUUCAUUCUGUUUGAUGAAGAAUCGCAACGGACCUAUGAAUGGUUGUUCUGUGUGCUGCAGUGAUGGGAAGAGAAGAGAUAUCCACAGAUUGGGAGUCAAUGCGAGGUGUUCAAUCGAUGAAAGCAAGUUCACUCUUUCAAAACCUGUAGGCUAUGGGGCUAUCACGAAAAUUGAGAAUAACCGAGUAUGACAUUUCAGAAUGACUUCAUUUUUCAUCAACUCCUCAGUUUUCCACAUUCAAACCUUGUUGGCAUAAUCAUUCAACCAGUGCUUCACAACUAAACACGAAUACUACUUUCACAGAGUCUGUAGAUCCUGGAGGACCUAAAUUCUAGGAUAAUUUGGAGAACUUUGAAUUUGAAUAUCUAAAAUCAUGCUAAUAGUAAUCCAGCUGGCUCUUGAGUUUAAGUGAAUGUAAACUAUUACAGUAGAGCUCAGAAAUGAAAUGUUUCAUAAAUGUCUAGAAGUCUAGAUCCAAACUUACUAAAGAUUUGAAAGCUUUACAAUAACUGAAAGGUUAUUGUAUCUUCUGUUAUGCUUACUUAUCAUAAUACAUGCACAAUUUUGAUUGUUGGGUUGGGUUUCAACGCUCAUUUACUACCUUUUUUUUGAUAACCUCGUUGCCUACGGGAUUUCGACUUUUAAUAGGUUACGACUUAAACAAACGCAAUGUGAGAUUUGUUCAAACAGCUUUUUCGGCUUAAACAGGAAAGGCUUCGAGAGGAGGCGUUUCGUUGCGGUAGGGGCCCGAAUCUAAUUAUAAUCUAUGUAGGAUAACAAUGUGAUUGACAUUUCGGCAGUACUAUUUAUUGUUAUCAGCUGCUUUGGUUCGUUCUGAGCGCACGGCGGCACAGAUAUAUUUUGAAAAUAUGAUUUCUAGAUUAACAAUAUUUUCUAACAUUUUGAUAUCCGCGCUCAGGCGGUGAACUGAAUUAGAUUACAAUUCAUCGUUUAGUUCAAACGUUGCACAACAGUUGAUCUUUUCUAACCGACGUUCUUACUCUCAUUCACUUUAUGAAAUCAGCUUAGCAAUCCAUUCCAGCAAUUAUGUCCCUUUAUAUGUGUCUGUGUUUCUAUAUCUUAUUUCCUUAAAUCAAAAUGUUCUAUUUUUGUUACCCAAUUUUCUGGUGCAGCUACAGUUGCCGCCCGUCUCUUAACUUCUUAUUUCUUCACGUUUGUGUCGCCUCUUUGUUUAAGACACUAUCAAGUUAUAGUUAUAUUUAAUAAUUUAUAUGCUUAACAAAAAAAAUAAUAAACGAACGCGUAAAGGCAAACACACUCUAAAGAUAAUUUAAUCCAAUUGAGUAGUAGAUAUUAUGUAAAGAAUUUGAGUUGCGAUUAGUGCGAGAGCAAAAAAAACAAACGAUUCGAAGUAUAGGGUACCAAUCAAGCAAACUGCGCAGGAGGAGAUACAACAAUACUAUGAUAAGUGACCAGAAGAGGAAUUAUCUGCUGCGGCGGGCGUGAGAGAAUUAUAUGAAUAUAUAUCGAAAAAGUGAAACUAACAGAAGAACAA
Molecule: messenger RNA, 3101 nt
Organism: Aedes albopictus (Asian tiger mosquito)
Lineage: Eukaryota; Metazoa; Arthropoda; Insecta; Diptera; Culicidae
Gene: Arp1
Product: actin-related protein 1
Exons: 4
Coding region: 225-1355 (376 amino acids)
Source: RefSeq, a predicted model, not a curated record